CUGCGAGUAGUGACCGGGCGCCUCAAACGCGUCUCACUCGGGCUCCCGCGCUGUCGCUCGCUCACCUGCGCCCACUGUCGCCCCUCGGUGCGCGCGGGGUCCCCCCGACGCCCAGUACCCAGUCCCACGCCGCGACCCGCUGCUCGCCAGCGCACCCCGAGAGCCACCAUGAACUCGCUCUUUAAGAAGAGAAACAAAGGCAAAUACAGCCCCACGGUGCAGACCCGGAGCAUCUCCAACAAGGAGCUGUCAGAGCUGAUCGAUCAGCUGCAGAAGAAUGCCGACCAGGUGGAGAAGAACAUCGUGAACACGGAGGCCAAGAUGCAGAGCGAUCUGGCCCGGCUGCAGGAGGGCCGGCAGCCUGAGCACCGGGAUGUGACCCUGCAGAAAGUAUCGGACUCGGAGAAGCUGCUGUACGUGCUGGAGGCGGAUGCGGCCAUCGCCAAGCACAUGAAGCAUCCCCAGGGGGACAUGAUCGCCGAGGACAUCCGUCAGCUGAAGGAGCGUGUGACUAACCUCCGUGGGAAACACAAGCAGAUCUACAACCUGUCGGUGAAGGAGGUGGACCCACAGGUCAACUGGGCGGCGCUGGUGGAAGAAAAGCUGGACCAGCUGAGCAGCCAGAGCUUCGGGACAGACCUGCCGCUGGUGGACCACCAGGUGGAACAGCACAACAUCUUCCACAAUGAGGUCAAGGCCAUCGGGCCCCACCUGACCAAGGACGGGGGCAAGGAGCAGAACAGCGAACUUCAGGCCAAGUACCAGAAACUGCUGACAGCAUCGCAGGCGCGGCAGCAGCACCUAAGCUCGCUGCAGGACUACAUGCAGCGGUGCACCAACGAGCUGUACUGGCUGGACCAGCAGGCCAAGGGCCGCAUGCAGUACGACUGGAGUGACCGCAACCUCGACUACCCCAGCCGCCGGCGCCAGUACGAGAAUUUCAUCAACCGGAACCUGGAGGUCAAAGAGGAGAGGAUCAAUAAGCUGCACAACGAGGGAGACCAGAUGUUGGCCGCUGAGCACCCUGGGAGAAACUCCAUUGAGGCUCACAUGGAAGCUGUGCAUGCAGAUUGGAAGGAGUAUCUGAACCUGCUCAUCUGCGAGGAGAGCCACCUGAAGUACAUGGAAGAUUACCACCAGUUCCACAAAGACGUGAAGGAUGCUCAGGAGCUGCUACGCAAGGUGGAUUCAGACCUGAACCAGAAAUACAGCCCUGACUUCAAGGACCAAUACCAGAUUGAGUUGCUGCUGCGGGAGCUGGAUGACCAGGAGAAGGCUCUGGACAAGUACGAGCACGUGGUGCAGAGUCUGCAGAAGCGAGGGCAGCAGGUGGUGCCCCUCAAGUACCGCCGGGAGACACCACUCAAGCCCAUCCCCGUGGAGGCACUCUGUGACUUUGAGGGUGACCAGGGCCUGAUCUCAAGGGGCUACAGCUACACCCUGCAGAAGAACAAUGGGGAGACCUGGGACCUCACUGACAGCACGGGGAACAAGCUGACUGCCCCAGCCGUCUGCUUCAUGAUCCCGCCUACUGACCCCGAGGCCCUGGCUCUGGCUGACAGCCUGAGCAGCCAGUACCGCAGCGUGCGGCAGAAGGCAGCUGGGACCAGGAGUGCACUCCAGCAGCGGCACGAGGUGUUGAAGGCAGAGAACCCUGGAGAUGCCUCUGAUCUGCAGGGGCGGCAGCUGCUGGCCAGCUUGGACAAGGUGGCCAGCGACUUAGACCGGCAGGAGAAGGCCAUCACAGGGAUCCUGCGGCCACCGCUGGAACAAGGCCGGGCUGUGCAGGACAGUGCCGAGCGGGCCAAAGACCUUAAGAACAUCACCAAUGAGCUGCUGCGGAUUGAGCCUGAGAAGGCACGCAGCACCGCCGAGUGUGAGGCCUUCGUGCAGGCCCUUCCAGGCAGUGGCAGUGCACCCUUGCUAAGGACCCGGGUGGAGGACACCAACCGCAGAUACGAGCGCCUGGUGCAGCUGCUGGACUCGGCCCAGGAAAAGGUCAACAUUGCCAACCGCUUGGAGAAGAGUCUGCAGCAGGGCUGGGAGGUGCUAGCCACAUACGAGAACCGGCUGACCCAGGAGGACACGGUGCCCGAGAGUGGCCGUGCCCUGGACAGCAAGAGGCAGGAGCUGGCGGCCAUGGCCUCCGAGCUGCAGGCCCAGAAAUCCCUGCUCAGUGAGGUGGAGCAGAACCUGCAGGCAGCCAAGCAGUGCUCUAGCUCCCUGGCCAGCCGCUUCCAGGAGCACUGCCCUGACCUAGAGCGCCAGGAGGCCGAGGUGCACAAGUUAGGCCAGCGCUUCGACAACCUCCGCCAGCAGGCUGAGCUCAGGGCCCAGAGCCUGCGGAGUGCCAGGGCUGCUUAUGACGACUACUGCAGUGGCUACAACCAUGUGCUCCAGUUCUUGUCCAACAUCCCCAGCUAUGAGCCCCAGGAAACAGACAGCCUCAGCCAGAUGGAGACCAAGCUGAAGAAUCAGAAAAACCUGCUAGAUGAAAUAGCAAGAAGGGAACAGGAAGUACAGAAAGUCUGCGCUCAUUCCCAGCAAUACCAGCAAGCUGUCAAGGACUAUGAGUUAGAAGCAGAGAAGCUAAGGUCCCUUCUUGACUUGGAGAAUGGAAGGAGCAGCCACGUGAGCAAGAGAGCCAGGCUCCAGUCCCCUGCUGCCAAAGUGAGGGAAGAGGAAGCGGCUCUCGCUGCCAAGUUCACUGAAGUUAACGCCGUCAACAGACAGAGGCUGCAGAACCUGGAGUUUGCUCUGAAUCUGCUGAGACAGCAGCCAGAGAUAGGAGUGACCCAUGAGACCCAGCAAGGGAACAAGCUGGGCUCCGGAGUAGAGGAGACGUGGAAGAUUCAGAAGGAACUGGAUGAGGAGACUGAGCGGAGGCAGCAGCUGGAGAAUGAGGUCAGGAGUGCCCAGGAAGAAAUCCAGAUUCUGCAGAAUCAGAAUCCCCAGGAAGCAGUGGUAAGGAAGGAGGUGCUGAAGAAGGUUCCAGACCCUGAACUUGAGGAGAGCUUCCAGCAGAUGCAGCGGACCCUGACAGAGGAGCAGCACAAAAACCAGCUGCUCCAGGAGGAGCUGGAGGCGCUGCAGCUGCGGCUACGUGCCCUGGAGCAGGAGACCAGGAAUGGGGGACAGGAGUAUAUAGUCAAAGAGGUCCUGCGCAUUGAGCCAGACAGAUCCCAGGCAGAUGAGGUCCUGAAACUGAGGGAGGAGCUGGAGGAGCUGAGGCGGCAGAAGGGCACCCGGGAAGCAGAGGCGGUCCUCCUGCAGCAGCGCAUUGCAGCCCUGGCUGAGGAGAAGAGCCAUGCACGGGAGAAGGUCACUGAGAAGGAGGUGGUGAAACUGCAGAAUGACCCCCAGCUGGAGGCCGAAUACCGGCAGCUGCAGGAGGACCAGCAGAGGGAGAGCAAGCGCAGGGAGAAGCAGGAGGAGGAGCUGAGCUUCCUGCAGGACAAGCUGAAGAGACUAGAGAAGGAGAGAGCCAUGGCUGAGGGGAAGGUCACCGUCAAGGAGGUGCUCAAGGUGGAAAAGGACAUGGCAGCUGAGAGGGAGGCUGGCGACCUAAAACGCCAGUAUGAGGAUGAGGCUGCCAAGGCUCGAGCCCACCAGAGGGAGAAGAGUGAGCUGCUCCGAAAGAUUUGGGCCUUGGAAGAGGAAAACGCCAAAGUGGUGGUACAGGAGAAGGUGCGGGAGAUCGUCCGGCCAGACCCCAAGGCAGAGAGUGAAGUGGCCAACCUCCGCCUGGAACUUGUGGAGCAGGAGCGCAAGUACCGGGGUGCCGAGGAACAGCUCAAGAGCUACCAGGGCGAGCUGGAGGCACUGAGGAGGCGGGGUCCCCAGGUGGAAGUCAAAGAAGUGACAAAAGAAGUCAUUAAGUAUAAGACUGACCCUGAGAUGGAGAAAGAGCUUCAGAGGCUCCGGGAGGAGAUUGUGGACAAGACCAGACUCAUUGAAAGGUGUGAUUUAGAGAUCUACCAGCUGAAGCAAGAGAUUCAGUCCCUGAAAGACACUAAACCCCAGGUACAGACCAAGGAGGUAGUCCAGGAGAUCCUCCAGUUCCAGGAAGACCCCCAAACCAAAGAGGAAGUAGAGUCAUUGAGGGCCAGACUAUCAGAGGAACAGAAAAAGCAAGUGGAUCUGGAAAGGGAGAGGGCUUCCCAACAGGAGAAAAUCAAACAGAAGGAGGAGGAGCUUUCCCAGGUGAAAGAAAAGGUGGUCCAACAGGAGGUCGUCAGGUAUGAGGAGGAGCCAGGCUUGCGAGCUGAAGUGGAUGCCUUCACGGAGAGCAUUGACGUGGAGCUCCGGCAGAUUGACCACCUCCGAGGGGAGCUGAGGCGGCUACAGCGUAGACGGGCGGAGCUGGAGCGCCAGCUGGAAGAGCUGGAGCGUGAGCGGCAGGCUCGCAGAGAGGCAGAGCUGGAGGUACAGCGGCUAAAGCAACGGCUUGCUGACCUGGAGAAGGAGGAGGGGGAAGCCCGAGAGAAAGUGACCCUCAAGCAGAAAGUGGUGCUGCAGCAGGACCCCCAGCAGGCCCGGGAGCACUCCCUACUCAAACUCCAGCUGGAGGAAGAAAGGCACCGGCGGCAGGUCCUGGAGAGCGAGCUUGAAACCCUGAAGCAGCAGCUCCUCAACCUGGAGAAAAUGGAGGUCAAGGAAAAGGUGGUCUUCUCAGAAAGCAUCCAGGUGGAGAAAGGUGACACUGAACAAGAAAUUCAGAAGCUUAAGAGCAGCCUGGAGGAGGAGAGCCGGGGCAAGAGAGAACUGGACGCGGAGGUGAGCCGGCUGGAAGCCAAGCUGUCAGAGCUGGAGUUCCACAACUCCAAGUCAUCCAAAGAGCUGGACUUUCUUAGAGAAGAAAACCACAAACUACAGCUAGAGCGGCAAAACCUGGAGCUGGAGACCCGGAGGCUGCAAUCAGAAAUUGAAAUGGCAGCAAUGGAAACACGAGACCUAAGAAACAUGACCACAGUGGACUCUGGGACAAACCUCGACUCCAAACUGUGGUCCCUGGAGAGAGAACUGGAAGACCUCAAGAGACUCUCCAAAGACAAAGAUCUUGAGAUCGAUGAACUGCAGAAGCGCCUGGGCUCCGUGGCCGUCAAGAGGGAGCAGAGGGAGAACCAUCUGCGGCGCUCUAUCGUGGUCAUCGACCCUGACACAGGCCGGGAGCUGUCCCCAGAAGAAGCCCAUCGGGCUGGCCUCAUAGACUGGAACAUGUUUGUGAAACUCAGAAGUCAGGAGUGUGACUGGGAGGAAAUAUCAGUCAAGGGUCCCAAUGGGGAGUCUUCUGUAAUCCAUGACAGGAAGUCUGGCAAGAAGUUCUCCAUUGAAGAGGCCUUACAGAACGGAAGGCUGACAACUGCUCAGUAUGACCGCUAUGUCAACAAGGAUAUGUCCAUCCAAGAGCUUGCUGUCUUGGUGUCUGGACAGAAGUAGGCACAGGCUUGCCUUUGGUCUUCUUGGAAGUUGACACUGGCUCUCUCCUACCCUACAACCUACCCCUAGUGUCUUCUCCCUGGCCCUGUGCAGGCUCCUAGUCCAUGAGGAGCUUAGUGUGCCACCCACACCCUCUCUGCCAAACUACUCGGUGCAGCUCAUGUACAAGAGGAAUGGGCACUGGCUGCACCAUCAUUCAACCCAGGUGAGAGACCUGCUUCAUCCUCCAAUGAUUCAAAAUCACAAAGCCCUUCUUUUCUCUCCCUCUUCCUUACACACUCCUAUCAACAGACCCUUUGUGUGACACCUGGAAGCAAUCUGAAUACUACUAAAGCACAAGACAACUGAUGCAGACAAGCCACUCCAUGCAGCACUGGCCUUUGCACACCAUUUGGAGAAACUCUUUCCCCACACCCUUCCAUUCAUCAAAGGACUGGGUCCCUUGGGACUGCCAACCUGCACUCACACCCCUCCAAGAGUUUGGCUGACAGCCUACUUUCCAUCAGACUUCUAAUGGUGAGACAGAUCCGGGAUCUGUGCCAGAGAGGAUGCAAAGAAACCAGCACAGUGUCUGGCCCUCUAUUAGCCAGACUAUCCCAGAAAAAUGCACCAUUAGAGACUGUUCUCUGGUUCUGAAAUUAAAGUGGUUUCACAGUGGACUGUGUUGCUGGUAGCCUUAGCUUCAGUGCCUUACAGAUCUUGCUUAUUCUCUAACUGGUACAUAGGUGUGCUACAUAGUUGAUUUUUUACCAAACAAAUUUCGGGUUCUCUGUAUCUGUAUUACGUAAGAAAAUGGAAAGUAAUAGGGAACUCCACUUAUAGCACAAAAAUAAACACCUGGUGGCUUGACUCUAA
Molecule: messenger RNA, 6294 nt
Organism: Phyllostomus discolor (pale spear-nosed bat)
Lineage: Eukaryota; Metazoa; Chordata; Mammalia; Chiroptera; Phyllostomidae
Gene: PPL
Product: periplakin
Exons: 22
Coding region: 169-5439 (1756 amino acids)
Biological process (GO): wound healing; intermediate filament cytoskeleton organization
Cellular component (GO): intermediate filament; cytoplasm; membrane
Molecular function (GO): structural molecule activity; cadherin binding
Source: RefSeq, a predicted model, not a curated record